ACAAGUACAGAGACUAACAUAAGCUGUGAUGAUUACUGAUUUACUCUGAAAACCAAUAAACACAAGCUGUAAAGUUUCAGUAAAAAAGAAUAAGGAAAUUUGUACCAUCUUGUAAGUUAUGGACCUUGGUUACACAGAUGAUUGGGAUGAUGACGAUGGAUUUGACUUCGGUGAUUACUAUGACCCAGAUUAUUGCUCUUCGGACCAUCCCAUUAACAAAUCUGUCAAAUACCAAAAUGUCCCAAGCGAAAUUAACCAGGAUUCAACAAAAGUAUCUCGACGCUCCGGGGGCUUCGGGUCACCAUCUACUUUAAAAACAAAUGAAAAAUUAAAUCUCACCGCGGGACUCGGCAGAGGGAAAUCAGGAGGUUUUGGAGGAAAAAAUACUCGUAGCAAGUUUCAGUCGAAGAAAGAACUGGAAUCUCAAGGAAAGAAAAAUAAAGAAAAUGGAAAGUUUUUGUUUUCUCGCUCUAAUGACAAGAUAAAAACAAUUCAUCUUGAGGAAGAGAAAAACCACAAACUUGCUGAAGAUUUUCGUGCAGCUAUUACCAAUGGCAAUAUUGAUGCUGUGAAAACUGUUCUGACCCAAGGCUUGUCAGUAGAUAGUCUUUUGAAGUCCAGUUGGACAGGGCUAAUGUAUGCUGCAAACAAUGGCCUCCCAGAUGUGGUUGCUCUCUUAAUUGAACAUGGUGCUAAUGUGAAUUAUCAGAAAGACAUGUUCACAGUGAUCAUGGCUGCAUGCUCAUCAGAUUGUGAAGCUGAGGAUGAAGUAGCUGAAUGUCUGAAAAUAUUGAUUGAGAAAGGAGCAAAAAUCAACUCUCGUGAUAGAUAUCACAUGACACCACUGAUGUACACUUGCCGAAAUGGACGAGAAAAAUUGGUUGAGAUCUUACUACAGCAAAAACCUGAUAUAAAUAAACAAGAUCAAAGAGGAUGGACGGCUCUAUGUUGGGCUGCAAGUCGAGGUCAUGGCCGCAUAGCUCGAAUGUUAAUCGACAACAACGCGAAUCUUACAUUAUACACAAAUGAUGGACAAUCUGCUGAGGAUUUGGCAUAUGAGGGAGGAUUUACUACCCUUGCUGAUGUUUUGAAUAACCUCGUUCACCCAAACAGAUUUAUUGAUCAAAACAUACGGGGAAAUGAAAUAUGUGAUACCUCAGGCAAAAGAGACUGUGUCAGAUUUGGGGAUUUGGAGAUGUUUUUGUUUGGCUUGGAGCUGGGCCAUCUAAUUCCGCUUCUGCAGGAACAUAAAAUAAACUUUGAAGGACUUCUUCAGUUGACAGACUCUGAACUGCAGCAGUUAGGAGUAAGUCAAGUUGGUGUUCGAAAAAAGAUUCUUUCUGCCACACACGAUGUUCAUACGAAGGAAUGGGAUUUGUCUUUGCUGCCGUCGCAAACUUUGGAUCACGUAAAGAGUAAAGAUCUGCAUCUAGUUUUGGCUAACGUUGCGAAACAUCUUCAAUACAUAAAGUGCAGUGUCGGCUAUGUCAUCAAAUCUUUAAAACAAUCAACUAAUCCCAAUAGUUUUGUGCAGGAUGGCGAGAUUGCUCGACAGUUUGUACAAAGGGCUGAAGAUAUUUCUGCUGAAGUUAGUGGUUUAUCAGAUGAACUUACAAGGUUUCGAAACUCGAUUACCGAGCUAUCUGCAAGUGUUCCAAACUUUCCAGCUGAUCUCGUAUCAAAAGAAUCAAUGAGAGUUGAGAAUAACAAAAAGACAUUAUAUUUACCUAUCCUCCUAGUUAGUGGUUGUGUCGUCCUUGGAAUUUCCGUUGUUUGCCGUUUGAGAGAUAAGUGACAGUAACUUUUCUUUAUAUUCUUAUACCGUACGAUUUUGUCAACACUUGUUCGCAUGACUUAGCUGUUACAAUGACGUUUUCUCGGGGAAGGAAUAUGGCGGCUUAUUCAUACACAAUAACUUGUGAAUGGAAUGGUAUGAAUCGUUUAUGUUCGAAUUCUAUGAAAGCAUCUUAACAACGCAAAAACCUUCAAUAAAUAUGUAGAAUUUCUAUA
Xenia sp. Carnegie-2017 is the source of this 2010-nucleotide messenger RNA. Its product is annotated as ankyrin repeat, SAM and basic leucine zipper domain-containing protein 1-like. Gene Ontology annotation, molecular function: protein binding. The coding region runs from base 119 to 1795 and encodes 558 amino acids. The transcript has 14 exons. The record is from RefSeq and is a predicted model, not a curated record. Gene Ontology annotation, biological process: piRNA processing. Lineage: Eukaryota; Metazoa; Cnidaria; Anthozoa; Malacalcyonacea; Xeniidae. Gene Ontology annotation, cellular component: pi-body.